Molecule: messenger RNA, 1822 nt
Organism: Girardinichthys multiradiatus
Lineage: Eukaryota; Metazoa; Chordata; Actinopteri; Cyprinodontiformes; Goodeidae
Gene: tma16
Product: translation machinery associated 16 homolog
Exons: 8
Coding region: 463-1071 (202 amino acids)
Cellular component (GO): nucleus
Source: RefSeq, a predicted model, not a curated record
UUUGUUGUACUCUGAUUCAGUUUCUCUAGCUUUCCUCUCAUGUCUUCCUUUCUAGAAAAAAACCUGUUCUCCAGUCCUCAGUCCUCCUUCUGGUCUUCAUUCAUCUGCCCCCUCGCUUCACCUCUGGAUCCCCUCCAAGAAUCCCCUCACUGCUCCUCCGGCUGCUCCCCCUUGGUACCUCUACCUGGACCUCCCUGGAUACCAACAUCGGUACUCUCCAGCCUGUCCACCCUCCAACGCUCCACCUUCCUCCUGGAACAAGUAAACAAACAUCAUCAAACAAACCGUUCAACACUGCAACCUUUCAACCCCAGUCCCUGUGGAUGUACUCACCUCUCAACCUGGAUUCCCUUCUACUUCAAUCAUACGCGCUGAUUUUCUUUCAGGACGUAUUUCAAUGACGGACCAUUUCCGGUUCAGUUGUCAACACAAGGUCCACGCGUGUUUCUUCCCGAGAACAAGAUGCCGAAGACCCAGAAGGGGAAAACUGCGGAAAAAGUUGUCCACCCGUACAGCAGGAAAGCUGCUUAUCUGAACCGGGAGGAGGUCAGACUGAAGAGGAAAGAGAGGAUGAAGAGUGAAAAAGCUACACGUCUGAGCAACAUUGGUGAAAAGCUGCUGUGGUUUCAGAGUCAACUGGAUCCAAACAUGACGAGUUACACCAAGAAAGAUGCCUGUGAGAUUGUUGAAAGGUACCUCCACAGAUUUGAUUCAGAACUCGAGCAGAUCGAGUUGGUGAACGGGAUUAAAGGUCGACAGGGUCGUCUCCAUGGCGCCAGAGAAGCAGCCAUCAAACAGACCGCAGAGCGAGAGCGGGCACAGUUUGAGGGCGUCGGGUUAGAGAUCCCAGACAUCAUCAACACAAAGCAUCUGAAGUCAUUCAGAGAUUGGACCGGAGAUCUGAAGAAACUUCCAAAUAUAAAAAUGCGGAAAAUAUCAAGUAAGGUUUUGGACACAAAGACUGAGGAAAAAGAGGGGGCAGAGCGUGAUCAUGGGGAAGAUGAAGAAGAUGAAGAUGAUCAUUUGGAUGAGGAGCUCAAUGACACAGUGGAGAUGUCAGAGUCCCCCUAACACACCCCUCAAUCUGAGACCGUGUCUGAGCUGCUGUGGAACUGGUGCACCAGACUGGCCAAAUGUGAGGGGGUGCUGCUGUUCCUCCACUGUCCAGAAGAUGGUGCUAGACCCCAAGAUUUAACCAUACCAACCUUUCAUAUCUCAUGACUCAAUAACUUCACAGCAGCGUUUUAGAGAUUCUACAUCCGUUGUUUAUUGUGCAGACAAAAAUGGUUUUUCACAUAACCUGCAGAGUUUCCAAUCAGAGCUAUGAAAGGACUUACAGACGUUGUGGAUUUAAGACAUAAAGUACGUUCUGUGACUGAACUUUAACACUGAAAAUCACACCUGUAGAAAAUUAGAACAAAAAUAAAUGAUAGUCCCUUUUAAUCACCUCUGUAAUCUAAUGUAAAACAUAAACUGAUGGCAACUUUAAAAUCUCUAAUUAUAUUAACGUUUAAAUUACUGAGAGUAAGAACAACAAACAAAAUAACAAAAACUGGCUUAUUACAUUUUAGAGGUCACAUAUUUAGAUUCAGACUGGAAUAAAGUACCUAUAAUAACUACAAGUCUUUGGUGUCUAAAGACCUGGUUGUCCUGCAUUGUUUUUAAGGCCUCAGCGUGCUUCAGUUGACCCAGUUUGACCCGCUGCACAGCAUCUGAUAUGUUUAGCCAUUCCUCAGAAAACUUGAGUCUGCAUUUAUUGUACCUGCUGGUCAAAGUCUAUGGAACAUACUAGAAAAUAAAAGAAGGGAAAGUUGCAACAUGA